CAAAGACCUUGUUAUAGUUUUAAAAAUAAUUCUCGUGCGUCCGCCCGACACGGGAUGCAGUCUUCUUCAGGCGGGAAUCGGAGCAACGCGCUUCUGACUUUUUACGUUACAAACAAACGUAUGAACAACUUCGACUGAGUAACAUACGUUAAACAAUAAACAUUGCAGUGCAUACUUUUUAAUAGUGAAGUGAGGAAAAUGAACUAGAAAAUACCUUGCAAAAAUAAAACAUGGAUUACAAUGAAGAAUUGAUUCCAACAACAGUCCUACACUGGAAUUAUCGGGGUUUUACCGAAUUUCCUUUAAAUCAAUUAAAAGGCGAAGAAGCAGAGGUGACAGAUAUUUAUUUGAAGGAGAACCUCUUGACUCGUUUACCAAGUAACAUCGGAGUUUUGGAGCAUUUAGAGAGCCUGUACGUUAGCGGUAAUGAUAUAACGGAGUUGCCGAGAGAGAUAUCCAAGUUGCGAUGUCUCAAGUGUCUAGAUGUUAGCGGGAACAGAUUGAGGCGUAUUCCUGAAGAGAUAGCUGAAGCGAGGAGCCUAAAGUUCCUAAUAUUGGAUGAGAAUGAAUUAACCGAGCUGCCGCUAAGGAUUUCUGAGUUAAGACGUCUACGGUACCUAUCGGUUUGUGAUAAUAAAUUGCGAUGGCUCCCUCAAAGACCUGUCUUCAAUUAUCAUCACUGUGAAUUUCGAUUUUGGAGGAACUCCAACUUGAAGACUCUGCCCUACUCGUUAUGGUACCACAUGUUUAGAGAUCAACAAACUAGAUGUCUCAAUAUUGGAUGCUUAGAAGCUGCAAAUAGCCAAAACGCACAUACAAGAAGAAAUCAAUGCAAAUUAAAACUUUUGGACGAAGAUUCAAAUGAAAUUGAAGUCACAGUAGAAACUCCCGCACCACAUAGUGUUGUAUUAGAAUCUAAGUUCCAUACCCCACCGAGCCUUUACGAGUUAAGCAAAAGACUAUUUUACCAAAUGUUAAAUAGUGCAGUAAGAAAAUUAAAUCCACAGACAUAUAGUUUUUAUUCAGAACACGUAAGAGAAAAUCUUUACAAUGAACAUAAUAAUAAUAUAAUAGAUCUGCAAGAAAAUUUUCAUGGAUUUAAAAUAGGUGCUGACAAGGAUAGUUCCAAUGGCGAUGAGAACGGUAAUGACUAUAAGCCCAAGGCCAAGCAAGAAAUACACAAAAAAUCUACAAAAGCAUAUUUUGUACCUGCUGAUGUAAUAAAGGAGUAUUUCAAUUUCUUGCCUAAUACACUAAUAUCAGAUCUUAGUAGUGGACCAAUUUCAACGUGUGAAAAUCUUAACUGCAAGAAGCCUGUAUUUGAUCACGCGUUUUACGAAUUUUGUCUUGGUGAAAUCACCCUUAUUGAUAAAACCGAGGACGUUUUACUGAGUGCUGUCUUCUGUUCAAAAUACUGUGCAGACUUUUGGAAAAGAAGCAAAGAUGCGAUUCCGUGGUCGUUGUGCUAAAGUAAAAAACGUAUCUAUAUUAAAAAUGGACAAACAAG
Molecule: messenger RNA, 1507 nt
Organism: Spodoptera exigua (beet armyworm)
Lineage: Eukaryota; Metazoa; Arthropoda; Insecta; Lepidoptera; Noctuidae
Source: the annotation of a GenBank genome assembly